Molecule: messenger RNA, 3612 nt
Organism: Mya arenaria
Lineage: Eukaryota; Metazoa; Mollusca; Bivalvia; Myida; Myidae
Product: protein kinase C-binding protein NELL2-like
Exons: 13
Coding region: 464-2035 (523 amino acids)
Molecular function (GO): calcium ion binding; protein binding
Source: RefSeq, a predicted model, not a curated record
CCCGCUCGUGGAAGUCGUGUGGGGGUAUCGACGCGGCGCGUGCUUCCGUUAUAGAAUUGUCAGAGACGUUCAGGGUCUGUCAUGAGGAUACAGUUGUGUUAAACGUCCUCAAAGUGGAUCAUAUGAUAUUAAAAAUGGUGAAAAUAAUUAGGCAGUGAUAAUUAGUUUAAAUUAAUGUUGAUACUUGUCUUGAACCUCAAUAUUGGGAAUGUUUGUGAAAAUUAAAUUCAAGAGAAUGGAUUUUGUGUAUAAAUGUGAUUUUAAAACAGACAGGAAUUACAGCAGAAUAUCUUGAAAGAAGACAAUCAGCCAAAACUCGUCUGAAACGGAAACUACCGUGGCACCAGAACAAGUCGGAACUGUGCUUAAAUCUUUAGGGAUUUACGAAAAAUUGGAACAAGUUUGGAUAUGACAGUAUGUAUAUUAUAAAAGGAUCUACUGGUCACAUCGACACAGGACAGGCAUGGGCUUUAGGAUUCGUCUAUGUAUCGUCGUGUCUAGUCUGGCCUUACUGCUGGGUACUAUAGUUUCCGGGUUAAGUCUUGGCAGUGCAAGAACAACGACGAUUGAUUUCCUCCAGUAUCUGAACAGAUCAAAUACAAAUAUCACGUACACAAUUGGUCCUGAACCACCACUACCUGCUAUCUACAUUCAGGAUUCAUCUCGAGGUCUCGUUCUCCCAGAGAACGCUGUACGUGACGCCUUGAUGUUGCUGCAUAACAACGAUGACGUCACAUUCCUGGCGACCAUCAGACAGGAAGCCGGUGAUUCCGGGAGCAUAUUUUCCUUCACGGCCGGAGUUCAUAGAUAUCUGGACUUACAAAUAAGUGGUGGCCGUGACGAGCUGAUAUUGUAUUAUUCGCAUGACCAACAAAUCCAUUCGGCAACAUUCCCAUACAGACUUGCAGACGGCCAUUGGCACGAGAUAGCAUUAACUUUCAAAGGUGCAAGCUUGACUUUAAGAGUGAACUGUACAAAUGUGUAUGAACGAGUGCUAUCGUCUCUAGAUAUACAAUCUUUGGCAGGGAAUUCUAUACAAAUCCACAUAGGAGGUCGCGGUUCGCAUGGUUCCCAUUUUAGGGUGGCGCUGCAGGAGUUACGCCUGGUGGCCUACAAAGACGGUCUCCAGCAGGAUCCAUGUCCACCUCAACAGGAAACCAUAGAAUGCCCAAUGUGUGCAGAAUUCCAAUCUUUCCAGAACAAAAUGAACCUCUUGUAUAACAGAUUCCAGAAAUACAACAUAACCUCCGUGCAGCAAGCAGAGGAGGACGCUGGGCUAGAGCGGUGCGAGUGUCUCAAGUCCUGUGAGCAGCUAAAGCAGCUCGUUCCCCACACCCUCUUCCAAAUGGACCAGUGUAGGAUAUGUGCCUGCAACGGGAGCACCCUGGAGUGUCGAUCUCAGCCGUGCCCAGAGCCAGAAUGUGCGAACCCAGUGAUAAAUGAUGGCGAUUGCUGUCCCUCAUGUCCAAUGAAACGAAAGUGCCGUUACCAAGGAGUGUUCUAUGAACACGGGACGACCAUGAGCCCCAAAUCCUGCCAUAUAUGUGUUUGCGACGAUGGUGUUAUGCAGUGUGACCGACAAGACCCGAUGACGUCAUGCCCACGACUCGAUUGCCCCGUCGAAGACCUUUUACAUGUGCAGGGUCAGUGCUGUCCAAUUUGCAGAGGAACUGAUUUCUGUUCAAGGGGACACAACUGCCAUUCAAAUGCAACCUGUAUAAAUCUUUCUACAAGAUUCACGUGCCAAUGUCGCCGUGGUUUCCAGGGAAACGGAAGUUACUGCGAAGAUAUAAACGAGUGUUUGGAAACUGGAGGAAGGAAUGGACAUUAUUGUCAUACUGAUCAAAAAUGUGAGAACACAAUAGGAUCUUACAAGUGUAAAUGCAUGACUGAACAUAGCCACCACGAGAACCAAUCGUGUGCGAGCACUCUGAAUGGCCAGAUGGCGCUGUUCCCGAUCACGUGGGUAGUCACGUGGUUUGUUUCUGUGAUUACUUUGUGGCUGUGUAAAAACAUUCAACUAAGGAUGAGAUGAUCACCACCAUUUGUAAUCGUCGACUUUAGUUAGUGCACAAAAUAGAUACUAAUUAUUAAAUUGGAUGUAAUAGUUGUGUAUAUAUUGUUGACAUUCAUUGUCAAUGUGAUUAUUGUUCUAAACAAUUCCGUCGCCUUGUGUUGUGAUGCACGCGUUUAAAUGUUAUGUUUUGGUUAUUAUGAAAUCGUUAAAAAUAAAUUUAUUUUAUAGAUUUAUCAAAAUAUGAACAGUUCAUAAUGUAAACUGAAAGAUAUAGAAUAAUUAUAAUAUCUAAUAGUUUCGAUCAAUCGUAUAAAAGUAGUUUAUAUUUGAUAAGACAGAGGCAACACUAAGAUUGUUUGUUAAUAUUUUAAUGAAGAUUUUUUUUAUAUAAGUAUUUUUCAAUCUGAUAUACAUCACAAGCAUAUUGACUUAAAUUUGACAAUUGCCAAUGUAUCUUUUAUGUAUAAAAAAUGAAAUUGUUCCAUAAUUAUAUGUGCAAGCACAAGUUGUUGUAAGUAUGUAUUAAAUAAAGUGAUCGAGCGUUUAAAACAUGUAAACAAUCACUCAUAAGUCGUUCAUUAUGAUUUUUUGUUUAAAUUAAAUACUUUCAUUGCCACACAUAAGAAACAUUUUUACUAGCUGAAUUCAUCAUUUAUAAAAGUCUUGACUUACUAUACUGCUUACUAUUCUAUUACUUGUAUAAGUUCCAUUGUCUGUAAUGUACUAUUCUAUUACUUGUAUAAGUUCCAUUGUCUGUAAUGUAGUAUAUAAUUUCGUAUGUUGAUUUUCCUGUCAGGUAAAUUAUUACACUCGUUUCUUUGUUUAAUAAGUAUUGCUUAUAAUUACACCAUUUAUACAUAUAUGUGUAAACGUCAUUUAGGAGGGUAUGUCUUGCUUAUAUGAAAAGAUAAGAAACUUUUAAUCGAACAUUAUGGUUUGGGUUUCACUUUUGUAUAUAUACUCUCUAGCUCAUACAACUUUUAAUAUGUAUUGUCAUCUUAAUACAGUUUAUCAUACACAUGCGUGUUUAAAAUAUUCAUAUAUACGGUACACAUACGACACGCUGUUCGUUUGUUGUUGUUGCUAUUACAAUAUAUAUUAUGUUGUUUAAGCAUGAAACGUGCACACCAUUCGUACGCUGUCUCUGAUACACUCUCUGCGUUGACGUGUGAAAUAUGUACCCAAUUUUGUCCAGGGUGGUUUUCAUUAAGGGGCAGACUAUACAAUCAACAACGUAAUCACAUUAUUCAAAUAAGAGGAAAAGUCAUAAUGACGUUGGUUCCGCCUGCAAAUGAUAUGUUAAACAUUGAAAAAUAAACAACAUUUUAUGUUUAAGAAGCCAAUGAAGAUAAAAUUCUGAUCGAAAUGUAGCAAAUAAUGUUAUACAAUAGUACAAAAUUGCAAAAUGGAUUUUUUUUAAAUAUAUUACAAGGUUACAAUUCCCUUAGAAAACUGUACGUGCUCACACGAGACAUGCAUCUGUAGUGGCAAUCUUGAAAUCUGUUCAUCGCCUUAUUUAAUUAGAGAUUCGGUGGGUUGACUUGAGACCCAACCUCGCUACUACCUCGGGUAUUAUUUUGUAAAUAUUUGAAAUA